AAAGCGGGCAGUACUCUACUGCACUGCUGAACGACGAGCUACGACAACGAGUGACACAAGCUCUGCUCUGAUGCGAGCCACAUGCGCAAAACGUACUGCGCACUUUCUUAGUCAGCUGAAGAGAAAAUACAAGAAUUCAAAUUUACGCGGGUAAAGACAUUUGACCAUUUUGUAUUGAAACUGUUUUUUUUUAUACUUCAAUAGUUUGUUAAUAUUAACUCUCACGCGUGCUAUUUAGGCGAUUUGAUGUAUAUUGCAUAUGCGCGUGCUUGCCUUGUCGAAAAUCUGCGCAAAACGGUUUGCGCAUGUCGCUCAGCUGUGUUGGUAGGUACCUACACCCUACGCAAUUACCGUCAGAGCCUUCUCAGAAAUCUUUGCGGGCACUCCGCUAACCACUUCAGUCAGUCUUCAGCAGUCAGCUAUAUGCGGAGUCGGCGUCAAUGAAAAGAAAAUAGAACACGUCACCUAACCUUACCUGCCGAACUAACCUCGAAAAGCCGUUGCUCUGCACGAAACACUGAUAAUUUCUAACGUCACACAAAUUGUUGGAAUCGUUUGUUUGUGUAUCAACAAAAUGAGAGCGGCGGGCUGAACGAGUGUAUACGCGUUCCAUACAUACAUGGUGCACAGUGACCAGUAGUUGUUAAUUCUUUAUUUCACGCAAGUCUAAAAAGUGGAAAUUCAGAGCAUCAAAAUGUCGGGAAAGGGUAAGCAAAACUCGAAAAAGGCGAUCAUCAAGACGGGGCGAGAGAGUGGCAAGGUCGUCCAGCCGGUGCUGGCCAACUCGGAUACCAGCUCCGAGGGUUCCGAGAUGAUGACUGUUUUUCCAGUCAUCAAGAUGAUCGACAACAGCAAAGUACUCCCCAGGUACUCCAGUGUGCUACAGAGGAAUACAGAGGAUGGUAUCAACAUGGAAGACCUGGAUACACUGCAACUGGAAUUGGAGAUGCUGCUUUCUUCGGUGGUGGUGCGCAGCAGAAUGCUGCAGGAAGAGAUAGCCAGCUUGUCUGCUUCUGAAGAACGCAGAGACAGAAGAUCCAAGAGUGGAAAAGGCUUGGCUUGCAUAGACAAAAAGUUGCGGGAUGAUGGAUUAAAGCCAAAACAAGUUGGAGUCAAGUCCCAGUCUCCAUUGCCAGCCAAGUUGCUCAAACAGAGGGCGGUUGGAAGUGCUGCUAACCAAGUGGUGCCAAAUCCUCAUGAAAUUGUCAGGGUGGAAGGCUCCAAGUCCGACGGACAUGCCAAGCUGUUGUUACCUAAAAAUGACACUUUGAACAAAUUUUGGGCUUCCAUAGAUCCUUACUGUGCAGAUAUCAUGCCUGAUGACAUCAAAUUGUUGGAAGAGCUUAUAGCCAAGCACAGCGAUAUAGGAGAAUUCAAAAAGAUUCCACCACUUGGCCGGCACUACAGUUUAAUGUGGGCACACAACGACUUGAUGCAAGAAGAAGAUGCAGGAAACCCUAACAGAGACAAGAAGAAGGGCAGAUCUGAUAUAUCUCUCUUGUUGUCCAAAGCAGAAAAAAAAGCAAAUGGUAUAGCUGGACCACUUACACAGAGGCUAGUCUCGGCUCUUUUGGAGGAAAACGUUUAUGUAGCAAAUAACAACACAGAUAGUAAAUUAUUUCGUGAUGGAGAUCCACCAGUCUUGAGAGACUUGACCAUUCAGAAUUCUAUGAAUCUUGAAAUGCGCAUGCACAAAGAACUGGUGGAGCAAGGAAUUCUUGAGCCAGAUUCUCAGAAGAAGAACCAAGACGAUGACGAAAUUGUAGCAGAGAUUAAAAGGUGUCAGCGUGAAUUGACUGCUCUCUCUAGUCACAAUGAAAUGCAAUUGAAAAGGCUGUUACAUCUUGCACAAGAGGAAAGCAAGAGGCAGGCAUUAAAGAGAAAGAUUGCUUCUGUGGAUAAUCAAGUAGUAGAGCACUAUGAAAAAUUACUGUUAGCCAAACAAAGAAAAGUACCACUGUCCAGAAAGGAGCAAGAGAAGGCAUGGACUUGCCUGAAGGAGAGAGAAAAUCUCCUUGAACAACUGAACAUGCUGCCGUCCAAUAGCAUUGGAGAACCUGUCCAAGUUCUAAACCAUACUGCAACGUAGUGUUGAAUUUAAGCUUCACUAUAGGUGUUGAGAGGAAUUUUCUCACCUCAAUAAAUUGUACUGAAUAUUGACGUGCAAAUGAUUCAUCAUUUGAAUAAUGAUAAUCAUAGAAUGCGAAAUCAAUAUCUAAAAUAUUUAUAAUUAUUACGAUUGAAACUUUAAUCUAAUCAUUUUAAUCAUUAUACAAAUUGUAAUUUGAGAAAUAUCUCGGAUAAACGAUGUUAAUUAUAAGUGCGGUAGAAUUGUAAAUUGUGCAGAAAUACCUACUGACACAAUCAACAAACGUGAAAACGCUUUAAAUUAAAGUGUCAUUACAAGUAAGGUCGAGCAUGGCAUAAUAUUUGUGUAACUAUCUCUCUAUACUUGCAGAUCAAACGAGACUAUAGAGAAUAGACAUUGUUUAAUUGUUUGAAACAGAAGCAAGAUGCUACAGUAUGGGAUUACAGCUUAAGAUUAUUUGUAUUUUAUCAAUAAUAAACUGUAGGUUGAGCCCAAUUUGUAAAUAAAUUAUCUAAACCAAUUUAAUUAUAACCUGCACCAUUUCUCAAGUUAUGCAUUUAUUAGGUACAAUGCUAAAAUUAAAAUAUUUACAGUGUGAUUAGACUUAUAUAUCGUGUUCAUGAAAAAGAAAAAUAUUUUUUUAGUUUAUGUUGAUCAUAAAUAGUAUAAUCUAUUGAUGUUGCAAUAAAAAAUCACAAAACACUUCCAUGAAAAUACCAUAGAUCUCCAAUGUGUAAUUCCAACUUGACUGUCAUGUCUAGAACUAGCAAUCUUUCAAAACAUUAAUAAUGCCACUUUCUUUGAAAAUGAAAAAAAUAAGUAUUUCUCAUCGUAUACGACUUUUCCGACGAAUUUUUCCGACGUCGGCGUCAAAGCAGCGAUUAAUGUAGCAAUAUUUCCUAUGAAUGUAUGUAAAUAAAAAAGAAUAUUUAAAUUAA
Molecule: messenger RNA, 3027 nt
Organism: Nasonia vitripennis (jewel wasp)
Lineage: Eukaryota; Metazoa; Arthropoda; Insecta; Hymenoptera; Pteromalidae
Gene: Ada3
Product: transcriptional adapter 3-B
Exons: 2
Coding region: 695-2089 (464 amino acids)
Biological process (GO): regulation of transcription by RNA polymerase II
Cellular component (GO): SAGA complex
Molecular function (GO): transcription coactivator activity
Source: RefSeq, a predicted model, not a curated record